CCAGCUUUUUGUUUCCAGAAGCCGGUGUCUGGCCGAGGCAUUGGUGUUUGCACUGUUGUGAUCCGUCUCGUCGUUACUCCUCUGUUUACAAAUAUCACGGGGAACAAUUACGCUUUCGCGUCGAUUUCCUUUUAAAGAGAACACAUCUAUACAUCGAUUUGUUGUUUUUGCCUUUUAUUGUUUUUACUUUCCUGGACCACAGGCGGAUUUUGCCUUCUAUCUGGAUGAGAGGAUCCUUGCCGCAUUUUUUUUUUGUUCCUGCAACGUGGACACGCAGCCCCAACAAACAGCGACGGGAGGCUCCUGAUAUCGGAAUAAAACAUUUACAACCGUGUUCGCCGAGCUUCGCCGUGCUGGAUUUGAUUUAAGGAAUGCUGCUGUCCAAGCUGAAUUCUCUGGCUCACAUCUCCGCCGUGGAUAUGCCGGCGAAAAUGCAGCUGCAAGUUCAGCAAGUGAAGGAGAAAGAAGCUUUCGAGAAGCUUUAUCAGGUCGGCGCAGUGCUGGGGAGCGGCGGCUUCGGCACCGUCUACUCCGGCACGAGGACAUCCGACGGAGCUCCGGUUGCUGUCAAACAUGUAGCCAAGGACAGAGUGACUGAGUGGGCAGAACUGGCUAACGGCUCGCGCGUGCCGCUGGAAAUAGUGCUCCUGAAGAAGGUCGGCACUGGCUUCCGCGGCGUCAUCAAGAUGCUGGACUGGUUCGAGCGGCCCGACAGCUUCAUUAUAGUCAUGGAGAGGCCGGAGACCGUCAAGGAUCUGUUCGACUUCAUCACCGAGAAAGGCGCCCUGCCCGAGGAGCUGGCGCGGAGCUUCUUCCGCCAGGUGCUGGAGGCCGUGCGGCAUUGCCACAGCUGCGGCGUGGUUCACCGGGACAUCAAGGACGAGAACAUCCUCAUUGACCUCCGCACCGGCGAGAUGAAGCUCAUCGACUUCGGCUCCGGGGCUCUGCUCAAAGACACCGUCUACACUGACUUUGACGGCACAAGAGUGUACAGUCCACCAGAGUGGAUCAAGUAUCACCGCUAUCACGGCCGCUCAGCCACCGUUUGGUCCCUGGGCGUCCUGCUGUACGACAUGGUGUGUGGAGACAUCCCGUUUGAACACGAUGAGGAGAUCACCAAGGCACAGGUUCUGUUCCGGAGGAAAGUCUCCACAGAGUGCCAGCAGCUGAUCAAGUGGUGCUUAUGCCUGAGGCCUGCUGACCGGCCGUCCCUUGAGGACAUUAUCAACCACUCGUGGAUGCAGAACACGUCGCCGUCGGUGGUGCCCUCCACAGUGCAGACGGAGAAGUCGCCUGCCGAGAUCAGGCUACAUAGCAUUGCCCACGAGCCUGCCGCCUUCAUGGCCACCGCCGCUGCCCGGUGACGGGGCUCGCCCAGUCCCAACCGAGCCAAGCUGAACUGAACUGAUACAGCUUUGCAUGACAAAGCAAUCGCAGAGGUCUUCGCCGAGCCUCAGUGCAGGCGUCCAGGAGGGCGAGCUGAGCGGCACACGGACAGCCCAAGUUACGCUAUCUUGUUACAGGCUAACUGGUUUUCCUCCAAAAAACCAAGAGCAGAAGCGUUGGCGGCGAGUUCCGAAGAGAAAAAACAAAGUGCCUUAUGUGAGAUUGUUUUAGGCAACGGGAGCCUGAGAAUACUUGAAUUUCUAAACACAAACAGAAAAAA
Poecilia latipinna (sailfin molly) is the source of this 1666-nucleotide messenger RNA. RefSeq names its product Pim-1 proto-oncogene, serine/threonine kinase (gene pim1). The record is from RefSeq and is a predicted model, not a curated record. Lineage: Eukaryota; Metazoa; Chordata; Actinopteri; Cyprinodontiformes; Poeciliidae. The transcript has 6 exons. Gene Ontology annotation, cellular component: cytoplasm. Gene Ontology annotation, biological process: negative regulation of apoptotic process; protein autophosphorylation. Gene Ontology annotation, molecular function: ATP binding; protein serine/threonine kinase activity. The coding region runs from base 372 to 1364 and encodes 330 amino acids.